CUUCACAUCAACACCCACCGGCAGCUUCCCCAGGAACCUUGGGGCCUCUCGGGAGCCCCAGCAAGCAGCCUCGGGGAGCAACCCGGGGCGGCGCGUGGGCUCCGCUCCUCCGGCGCGGCGUGGGCGAGGGGAGCGGCGCUCGGAGCGCACCCAGGAGCCCGACGCCGCCCGGGUCUGCGCCGCUGCUAGUGCCAGGCGGGCGACGGUCAGUUACCAAGGAUCUGGGCGGGGGAGAGUGUGUGCGGGGGUCCCCGGGAACCUCCUUAGCCCUCCUACCCGGUCUGACUCCUCCUCCUCCAGGCGCGGGGCUCGUGCCCGCCACCGCCGGCGCGCACCGCGCCUCCGCCCGCGUCCCCCCAAUUUCCCCCCCGCCCCAGCUCCUGCCAUCGUUUUCCCCCUCCUCCUCUUCCUCCUCCUCCGCCCAUCACCGCCACUACGAACGCCUUCGUCUCCUACACCUCGCACCGCCGCCGCUCCUCGCGCUGCGCUCUGGCUUCCACCAGCCCAUCGCUCCGCGCUCGCUCGGCUGCUGCAGUCUCAGUCAGUCUCUCUAAGUUUCCUAUCUCGUCAAGAUCAGGGCAAAAGGAAGAGCACACCGAAUUCUGCUCGCCGUUUCAGAGCGGCGGUGAUGAAGACAAAAUUGAACAUCUACAACAUGCAGUUGCUGCUUUUUGUUUUCUUGGUGUGGGACCCUGCCAGGUUGGUGCUGGCUAACAUCCAAGAAGAUGAGGCUAAAAAUAACAUUACCAUCUUUACGAGAAUUCUUGACAGACUUCUGGAUGGUUACGAUAAUCGGCUUAGACCAGGACUGGGAGACAGUAUUACUGAAGUCUUCACUAACAUCUACGUGACCAGUUUUGGCCCUGUCUCAGAUACAGAUAUGGAAUAUACAAUUGAUGUUUUCUUUCGACAAAAAUGGAAAGAUGAACGUUUAAAAUUUAAAGGUCCGAUGAACAUCCUUCGACUCAACAAUUUAAUGGCUAGCAAAAUCUGGACUCCAGAUACCUUUUUUCACAAUGGGAAAAAAUCAGUAGCUCAUAAUAUGACAAUGCCAAAUAAGUUGCUUCGAAUCCAGGAUGAUGGGACUCUGCUGUAUACAAUGAGGCUUACAGUUCAAGCUGAAUGCCCAAUGCACUUGGAGGAUUUCCCAAUGGAUGCUCAUUCGUGUCCUCUGAAAUUUGGCAGCUAUGCAUAUACAACUUCAGAGGUCACUUAUAUUUGGACUUACAAUGCAUCUGAUUCAGUACAGGUUGCUCCUGAUGGCUCUAGGUUAAAUCAGUAUGACCUUCUGGGCCAAUCAAUUGGAAAGGAGACAAUUAAAUCCAGUACAGGUGAAUACACUGUAAUGACAGCUCAUUUCCACUUGAAAAGAAAAAUUGGGUAUUUUGUGAUUCAGACAUAUCUGCCUUGUAUCAUGACUGUCAUUCUCUCCCAAGUUUCAUUCUGGCUUAACAGAGAAUCUGUGCCUGCAAGAACUGUGUUUGGAGUAACAACUGUCCUAACAAUGACAACUCUAAGCAUCAGUGCUCGGAAUUCUCUCCCCAAAGUGGCUUAUGCGACUGCCAUGGACUGGUUUAUUGCUGUUUGUUAUGCAUUUGUGUUCUCUGCUCUAAUUGAGUUUGCAACUGUUAAUUACUUCACCAAAAGAGGAUGGGCUUGGGAUGGGAAGAGUGUAGUAAAUGACAAGUCCCCUUCAAUAAAAGCUGAAGGCAUUACAUUAACAUACAACUCAGUGAAAGCAAUUCUUCAAGGAGCUAAGCUAAUAUGGUCCAAGUAUAUAGCUUUCUCAUGGCCCAAUUUAUUCCAAGAAAAGACUUUAGAGUACUUAGAGAAGUGGAUGGACUGUUUAACCUUCAAACAAUCUUCUAAAAAAGAAAAGGCCUCUGUUAUGAUACAGAACAAUGCUUAUGCAGUGGCUGUUGCCAAUUAUGCCCCGAAUCUUUCAAAAGAUCCAGUUCUCUCCACCAUCUCCAAGAGCGCAACCACGCCAGAACCCAACAAGAAGCCGGAAAACAAGCCAGCUGAAGCCAAGAAAACUUUUAACAGUGUUAGCAAAAUUGACAGAAUGUCCAGAAUAGUUUUUCCAGUUUUGUUUGGUACAUUUAAUUUAGUUUAUUGGGCUACAUAUUUAAACAGAGAACCUGUAUUAGGGGUCAGUCCUUGAAUCGAGACCCAUAUUAUCUUUGGGAUGUAUAGCAACAUUAAAUUUUGUUUGUUUUGCUAUGUACAGUCUGACUAAUAACUGCUAAUUUGUGAGCCAACAUGUACAGUAUGUAUAUAGUGAUACAGCUUACCAGUAGACCUUUAAUGGAGACAUGCAUUUGCUAUCUCAUGGAACUGCAGACAGAAAGCACUCCAUGCCAAAAGAGUCAUUGCCUUUUGCCAAGAUUUACCCUUGGACCUAAUUUUAAGUGAAUUUCAGAUGACCUGAUUUAUUUCCUAUCCUUCUAAUAGAGAUGAAAAUGGGAAUCCUGUACAACCCUUUAUGGACCCUUAUGGAUUAGCUCUUAAGUAGGGGUAUUUUCUACUGUUGCUUAGUUAUGAUGGAAGACAACAUUGUUAUUCAUAGAUGAAUUCUUCUAAGUAACAGAACAUUGUAUCUGCAACAUCAUCUCCCUUCAUGAGUGCUCAGAACGCCUGCUAAUGUAAUUGGAAGCUUGGCACAUAUAAGAAAAACUAGAGAUUUGAAAUCAGCUUUUAAUUACUCUGUAUAGAAUCUAUAGCCAUGUACAUAUUUCAGCAUGACAAAUUCAAAUAAUUAUGAGUCCGCCCGACAGGUUGUUAAUUAUGCCUAUGAUUUAAUAACUAUUGGAAUGUCAUGGUCAUUACAUUUUUAGCUUCAGAGUUUAUUUGAAACUAAUAAUUGAAAUCCUAUAAUUUAUUUCAGUCAUUGGAAGCUACCUUAAUUAAAAAAAAAAAAAAAAAAGAAAAUAAAUGUGUCUUACUCUUUCCAGGUAUGUGUUGUAUUGAAAUUGAUCAGCUAAAUUUUAUUGGUGCUGGACACUGAAAAAAGCAUCCAGUUUGGUUGCUGUGGAGCAACAUGCAUAUUGGAUUAGAAAAUUGUGCCAAAAACUCCCGCAGAUGAGAAUUCAUAGGUGUCCCACACUACGAUGAGCACUUAUAUGAUUCUCCUCUUUCCUGUUUACUGCAAAUUCUGCCUUAAAGCUUCUUUUCAAGACUCAGAAGCCACUAAUUAUAAAGGAAAGGGCAGUUAAUUGGCACAUUUUUCUGUUGUGAAAGCAGUUCUUUCAGUUAAGAAUUAAUGUAAAUCUGCUUUUGUAAAUUGCAACUUUAAAUUUCGCUGACUCAAGUUUACAACAGCUUUGUAUACCAGAAGAGAUUUUGGUAAGUGUUGAACAUUUUUACACUGCAACUUUAAAACAUCACCAAUAGAUUGUGGAUUAUUUCACAUACACAAACAUAAACACACACACACACGCACACACACACACACACACACACACAAACACAGCUAAAUUAAAAACCACAAUUUUUAAUUUUAUAUAAUUACUAUUAAUUGAUAAAAUUCAUUUUUCUUUUAAUAUUUUAAAAUAUUAUUUACACCCCUGAAAUAUGCUAAUACAAUUUAAAAAUUGUGUAUAUUCCUAGAUUCAAAGUUUUUGGCAAACCUCAAGUAUUUUUGAUUGACAUGUACAUUAGCAGUUAUUAGUUGACUUUUACUAUUAGAUGCACCUUUACAAUGGUGUUUUUGUAGAAACAUAAGUAGUCAAAUAGUGACAUUUCUUGCAGUUUUGUACAGUAUUUGAGUAUAGUGCAUAAAUAGGUAUGUUCAUAAAAUCAAUAAAAGGAAUAUCUGUGGAAAUAAGCAAAAUCUCAACAAAAUUGCUAUUCCUUUGCCUCAUUUAAUUUUUUUAAAUUUUCUUUGUUUCAGUGUGAUUCUAUUAUAUGUUUUGCAUGAUUGUAUAAUACCAAGGUCACAAAUGCAUCUUAUUAACGGAAUUUGCCAAGAAGACAGUCUUGGCAUUAAAAAUUCCCUCUCAAAAGGUAACCCAUAAUCCUUAAUAAAAUAAAAUUGUUACAUGAGCCAA
Molecule: messenger RNA, 4049 nt
Organism: Cebus imitator (Panamanian white-faced capuchin)
Lineage: Eukaryota; Metazoa; Chordata; Mammalia; Primates; Cebidae
Gene: GABRA2
Product: gamma-aminobutyric acid type A receptor subunit alpha2
Exons: 11
Coding region: 629-2164 (511 amino acids)
Biological process (GO): synaptic transmission, GABAergic; gamma-aminobutyric acid signaling pathway; signal transduction
Cellular component (GO): postsynapse; dendrite membrane; synapse
Molecular function (GO): transmitter-gated monoatomic ion channel activity involved in regulation of postsynaptic membrane potential; benzodiazepine receptor activity; inhibitory extracellular ligand-gated monoatomic ion channel activity
Source: RefSeq, a predicted model, not a curated record